Penicillium hordei is the source of this 1401-nucleotide messenger RNA. Its product is annotated as SET domain-containing protein. Bases 1 to 1401 code for a protein of 466 amino acids. Gene Ontology annotation, molecular function: protein binding. NCBI's taxonomy places the organism in Eukaryota, Fungi, Ascomycota, Eurotiomycetes, Eurotiales, Aspergillaceae. The transcript has 2 exons. The record is from RefSeq and is a predicted model, not a curated record.
AUGGGUUCCUACAGAGGUUUCGACAUAGUUCCACGUCUAUCAAAAGGGCUGGUAGACAAACACAACUGGGAAAGAGUCUUUAAAUUUAUCAGAGAGAAUUACCAAAACGAUGAUCAAGUCGAAGUGAAGCCUAACUACAUUGCAUUUAAGUCCGACCCAGACCUACUGCUUCCACUUGAAUGCCACAAAUUCCUUCGUUUUGGCGCAACGAUCCCAAAUGAGGACACCGGCGGAUUGAGGGACUAUAUCGAUACCGUUAGCCGAGUAGCCAGUUGCUGGUUCGGAUCGAGAGUUCGUAAUUGGGAUGAGGGCGACGGGAUAUCGGGCUACUAUGCUUUGGAUGAUGUGAAACGAUCAAUUAGGUCCUAUGAGCAGUUCGAUGAACCGGAAGUGCCAACCACCUUAGCACAAUUUGUGCUCGGCACUGACCCAAUCCGUGAACUGAACUUGCCACUGUAUGAAGUGAAGCCAGUGCUAGGGAAGGGACAAGGCCUUGUGGCGCGUUUCAACAUUGCGAAAGGCCAACUGAUUAUUUCCGAAAAGCCAUUUUUCACAACCUCGAAUGUUGUAAGCGCAGCUAAGAUAGAAAAACAAAUUUCAAUUGAGCUGCGAAAGCUACCAAAAGACGCUCAACGCCAGUUUUUUUCCUUGCACAACAAUUUCCCUGGAAAGCAACCGUUCAGUGGCAUUGUCCGAACAAACGCUCUGCCAUGCGGACCUGAUUCUCCGAUUGGAGGCAUUUAUCCUACUAUCUCGCGGAUCAACCACAGCUGUCUGCCUAACGCACACAACAGCUGGAACAGUGCUUCAGGAUACGAAAACAUCUAUGCCGUCCGGUUUAUUGCAGCGGGAGAAGAGAUCACCAUCCCUUAUGAUCAUGGGGGCCCCUCAGACGAGCGACGUCGUCAUCUGAAGAACGCAUUUGGUUUCGAUUGUGAUUGCAGCAUCUGCUCCAGGCCACCUGCUGAACUAAAACAGAGUGACGAGCGCCGCCGCCAAAUCCAACACCUUGACGCCGAAAUAGGCAAUGCGCUUCGGGUGAUGCAUAGCCCGGGGGACUGUCUCAAAGACUGUCGAGCUCUUCUCCAAAUCCUCGAAGAGGAGUUUGAAGGUACUCCCGGUGCUCAUCUCACUAGGCUUUACUAUGAUGCUUUCCAGAUCUGCAUCGUGCAAGGGGAUCAGGCGCGGGCUAGGGUUUUUGCAGAGCGAUCAUAUAGAGCAAGGUUGGCGUGCGAGGGGGAGAAUAACCCGGAAACCAAAAGGAUUCAGAAACUGAUGGAGGAUCCCAAAACGCAUGCAAGUUUUGGAUUGUUGAUGAAAUGGAAGAGUUUGAAAAACCAGGUGCCUCGGGGGUUAAGUUCGGAUGAGUUUGAGAAAUGGUUGUGGAGACACGGUAAAUAG